Molecule: messenger RNA, 1988 nt
Organism: Thlaspi arvense
Lineage: Eukaryota; Viridiplantae; Streptophyta; Magnoliopsida; Brassicales; Brassicaceae
Source: the annotation of a GenBank genome assembly
ACUUCAAUGUUAGUGUCAUGGCCGAUCAUUUGAUCCUCUCUCUUCAACCUCCUCCUUUUCGGAUCUUCCCUUCUUCUCUUCACCGUCGAUGGGGUUUCUCUCGGAGAUUUCCCGGUGGAGUUAGCUUCUCCAAUCCCGAAUUCCGAUUGUCCACUCAACUACAGUUGGCAAAUUCUACUUCACCUUCAGAGUCUUGUUUAUCUUCCUCUUCUUCUCCGGAGAAGUUCGAUCUCGUGUCCAGCACUCAGCUCAAGGAUGGAAGCCAUGUCUUCAGAUUCGGGGAUGCAAGUGAAAUUGAGAGAAAUCUUGAGACUGAAGAAAAAGCGAGAUGCUUAGAGGUAGAAAAGCAACAUGCUAAGAUAGCAGAAGAAGCCAGUGAAGUUUCAAGGAAACAAUUGGUCGAUCUCGAUCCUGUUUCUGAAUUGGAAGGUCCCAAGGCAAAAUCUGAUGCGAGUGAAAAAACGGUCAAUUCUAACAUUGAAACAGUUUCCGAGAAAGAAGAAACAGUUGCUCCUGCCAGUCUCAUUAAAAUUAAGGAUCGCAAAAGGGUUCGUUCUCCUACUAAGAGAAAGAAAGAAACUUCAACUUCCGUGAAUGUAACUCGGAGCGAAGCUAAAGUUGAAGCCGAAAUUGCUCGCAUGACUAAUCUGAGCUCCAUGGUUAGUGUAGCAGAAGCUAUUCCUACUAGCUCUACUGAAGAAAAAGUCGUCCUUUCUAAAAAAUCUGAGCCGACCAAUGAGAAUGUAGAGCCUCUUUCUUCUCAAGUCAUGGAGAAAGUCUCAGUAAAUGAAAUAAGAGACUGUGAGCCAAAUGGUUAUCAACAACUCACUGAGAAUCCUGUGGAGGUUCAAGCAAGUCCGAUACCAUCUACUUCACAACAGGACUCACAAUUGAAUGAUCUCAAGGAAGUUGCGCGAGUAUCCGCCAUUGAACUUGAUGAAAAUUUGGAUGUUACGGAAAACACAAUGAAGACUUUUGCAGCUGAAGAAAAUCUUGUGGUUGAACCAACAGCUACAGCUGCUGUGCCUUCUAAUGAACUAAUUUCAACUUCAGCAGCUGCCGUUGUCGAGAUCGCUGAAACGCCUGUGAUUGAUACGUCUGAGGUGGCAAAUGACGGAGAAACUGUGGCUUCAACCGUAGAAGACGAAAUAACUGUGAGCGACACAAAAACUGAUAAUAGUAGCAUGUCUACAACCGUCAGUGACACAAAAGUCGAAGAUCACCAACUUCCUGCUCCUGAAACGCCCGGUCUUCAAUCAAUUGAAGUGGCUUCAGACAGAAAUAAUGAUGUCCAGGCAUUGGCAGGUCGGGAAGAUGCUUAUUUUAUCUCUCACGACAACUGGCUAGGUGUUGCCGAUGGAGUCUCUCAAUGGUCUUUUGAAGGAAUCAAUGAGGGAAUGUAUGCCCAAGAACUCAUGAGCAACUGUCAAAAGAUCAUAUCUGAUGAAACUGCAGAGAGAACUGAUCCAGUUCAAGUUCUCCAUAGAAGCGUCAGUGAGACUAACUCUCAGGGAUCAUCGACAGCCUUGAUUGCUCAUCUUGACAAUAAUGAACUCCACAUAGCCAAUAUCGGAGACUCGGGAUUCAUGGUUAUCAGGAACGGAACAGAAUUGCAGAAGUCGUCUCCAAUGUUUCAUCAUUUUGGUUUCCCCUUGCAAGUUACUCAAGGCGAUGAUGUUCUAAAACUUGCAGAGGUUUACCAUGUAAAUAUGGAAGAAGGAGAUGUUGUCAUCACAGCAACUGAUGGACUCUUUGACAACUUGUAUGAGAAAGAAAUUGUUUCAAUAGUAUGCAGGUCACUGGAUCAGAGUUUGGAACCUCAGAAAAUAGCAGAGUUGGUGGCUACAAAGGCACAGGAGGUGGGACGAUCUGAGACAGAGAGAACGCCAUUUGCAGACGCAGCUAAAGAAGAAGGAUAUGAUGGGUACAAAGGUGGUAAAGUUGAUGCUGUUACUGUCAUCGUUUCACUUGUUAAAACCCUCUCUAUC